Molecule: messenger RNA, 1177 nt
Organism: Punica granatum (pomegranate)
Lineage: Eukaryota; Viridiplantae; Streptophyta; Magnoliopsida; Myrtales; Lythraceae
Source: RefSeq, a predicted model, not a curated record
UUUCUAAUUUGUUGUGGUUAUAAAUUAAGUUAAAUGUAAAGAAUUAAGAAAUCAUAAGGAAAUCAAACCCAUGACCAAUCCAACUCACCUUUAUACAUAUUAUCUAUACUCAAUAAACAAUUCCAAGCUGAUUAUUCCACAACGUCAGAAAGAAAAAAGGAGGGGUCGCAGUUAGUUUCGCAUUCAUUCACAUACAAUAAACCGAACUUUAAAACCAAACCUUCCCCCUGCCGGAAACAGUCGUAAUAUUAUUCCCUCUCAUUCUAUGAUUAAUCCUUCUGUCAAUUAGUUCCCUCCAAUUUCUUUUUUCUUUUGAAAAUUUUCAACUGCUAUCUAGCUAGCUAGCUAUCUAGCUAUCAGCUGCUGCCGCAUGGCCUCGAUCUUGAGCUCGCAAGGGGUGGUCUUGGCCACAGCCAUGGCUGUCUCCGGAACUGUAAUCCUCCUUGCCCUCCGCCUUCAGAAGUCUCUGCCCACUUCCGCUCAUCAUCAAUUCCCAGUAGUUGGGCAAAUUGAUCCGGCUGCUGCUCAGUCUUCACGGCAAGCUGCAGCCCUUCGUUCUUGUAUAUCUGCUACUGCUGAUGGGAAGAAGAGAUCAGAGAAGAAGAAGAAGAAGAAGAAGAGGGUGCACUUUGCAGAGGAUGUUGUGGAUCCAAUUGGUUACAGUGAGGAAUUCAGGAGACAACAUGGGAUCAUAAUCACCAACCGUACAUAUAAUAACAAUUACCACAGCACUGACUACUGCUACAAUCCCUCCCCCUCAACCUCAUCAUCAUCAUCAACUUCUUCCCCAAAGUUCAUCAAGAAAGUCGGUGGCAAAGUCGUACCGGAAAUGCCUGCAAACAGGAUAGCCCUCUACAAUGGAAUCCUCAGAGAUCGGGUCGUCCAUAGAUUGGCCUGCUCCUAUUGAUCACUGAUCUUUCCUCUUCCCUUCAUUUCUUUCUCUUCUUAGUUUGCUCUUUUUCUGUGCAGAUGGAAAGGAGAAAAAGAAAAAAGAAAAAAAAAUUUAUUUCUUUUCUUGGUUGUUAUAUAUGUAGAAAAAGAAAAAUCCUGUUUGCAAUUUGUUGGUUAGUUAGUAUAUUCUUGUAAAUAUUCGUCCGUCAUUUCUAUUUUGUUUUCUUUAUGUAUUUCCAAAUUAUAAUAUUAUAUUAUAUGAUAUAACAAUAUUAUUGUUCUUGUC